AUGGAUUUUAACAGCUCCUCGCCUUUCCCAGAAGGCGUCAUAUCCUUUUUGGAUACCGAUCUGUAUAAACUUACUAUGCAAUGCGCCGUAUUCAAAUACUUCAAGGAUGUGCCUGUGACCUACGCCUUCACCAAUCGUACGCCCGAAAAGAGGCUGUCUAGAGCUGGCUACAUGUGGCUACAGGAGCAAAUCACCAAACUCGGCAACAUUUCUCUCUCGGACGAAGAACACAAGUUUCUCGAGCAGCAUUGCAAGUACCUAAGUGCCGACUACCUGACAUUCCUCAAGGAAUUCAGGCUCCGGCCGAGAGAGCAGGUAUCUAUCACAUUCCAGGCUACUGGGAUAGACACGGGCGGCGAAAACGACCUCGGUGACGUACAUGUGAGCAUUGCCGGUACUUGGUCAGAUACAAUACUCUACGAAAUUCCCUUGCUGGCCCUGACAUCCGAGGCCUACUUCCGUUUCAUGGACACAGACUGGGACUAUGAGGGCCAAGAGCAAAAAGCCUUUGAAAAGGGCAUGAAACUACUAGAAUCGGGUUGCAUUCUGUCAGAGUUCGGCACACGACGUCGCCGUGAUUAUCACACCCAAGCUCUAGUAUUCCGCGGCCUGGUGAAGGCGUCCAAGGAAGCGGCCCUCAAAGGCUACCGCGGCGAACUCUCCGGUACUAGUAACGUGCAUCUUGCCAUGCGCUUCAAUAUCCCCCCCGUCGGAACAGUCGCACACGAAUGGUUCAUGGGAACCGCGGCCAUUUUCAACGACUACAAGACUGCUACAGAGGAAGCCCUGAGACACUGGGUUGGGUGCUUUGGUACAAACUUAUCCAUAGCUCUUACCGACACUUUCGGAACACCCGAAUUUUUGAACGCCUUCAGCCAGCCUGCGCGUACUACGGAAGGGGGUGUACCCGAAGCCACGCUUUGCAAAGAGGAUGGUUCCCGCAAGACAUAUGCCGAGCUUUUCACUGGCAUUAGACAGGACUCCGGCGAUCCGCAAGAAUAUGUCAGACUCCUGCGCAAGUACUACGAUUCGCAAGACAUUAAGGAGAAGGUCAUCGUGUUUUCGGACUCUCUAGACGUGGAAAAAUGCCUAGAGUACAAGAAGGCUGCGGAAGAGCACGGAUUCCUCCCCAGAUUUGGUGUUGGGACUUUCCUGACAAACGAUUUCACCCACAAAAAGACCGGCACAAAGUCCCUACCGCUAAAUAUUGUCAUAAAGCUCAGUUCAGCUCAAGGACGACCGGCGAUUAAAAUAAGUGAUAACAUCGAAAAAAAUACUGGGGAUAAAGAGCUUAUCGAAAAGGUCAAGAAAGAGAUUGCCUACGUUGAAAAUACAUGGGAAGAGGGUAAAGAAGAUGCUAGAUGGGGCAAAGAGGAAUCGAGUAAAUAA
Molecule: messenger RNA, 1389 nt
Organism: Cordyceps militaris CM01
Lineage: Eukaryota; Fungi; Ascomycota; Sordariomycetes; Hypocreales; Cordycipitaceae
Product: nicotinate phosphoribosyltransferase
Exons: 3
Coding region: 1-1389 (462 amino acids)
Biological process (GO): NAD+ biosynthetic process
Molecular function (GO): nicotinate phosphoribosyltransferase activity
Source: RefSeq, a predicted model, not a curated record